Molecule: messenger RNA, 834 nt
Organism: Ostertagia ostertagi
Lineage: Eukaryota; Metazoa; Nematoda; Chromadorea; Rhabditida; Trichostrongylidae
Source: the annotation of a GenBank genome assembly
AUGCUGCGUGUUGUGGUCGCCUGCUUCGCCUUCGUGGCAUCUGCUUCAGCUACUGCCUUCACUGACAUGAACUGCACCAAUGGAGAUGCAGCAGCGCCGGCGUUUCUCCCAACGGCAACGGUAUGCGAUGACAAGUACUCGACAGCCGCCUGCGCCUCACUUUUCGGUACAGCGGUCGUGCCGGAAGGAACCACAGACAGGGACGCGAAAUGUCUGACGGACGCAGAUGUGAAAGAGAUCGCCAUUGCCAACUGCCCAAAAAGCUGUGGCUUUUGCUGCAUGACUCCUGAGUACACGUGCAAAAACGCUGACUUUCCACGAGUGAAAUGCUCCACUGUAACUCCAGCCCAGUGCAGAGAUGCCACCUGGAGAACGAUCCUUGCCGAAGACUGUCCAAAUGUCUGCGGUUUCUGCCUUGAAGGUGGAUGCGUCGAUACGGUCAUCGAAUGCGAGAAUGAUCCCUCCAUCUGCAGAAACAUCGACAUGCAGACUUUCGUUAAGGAAAACUGCAAGAAAACCUGUGGUUACUGUCCGGAUUCAACUAGUGUAUCAAGCGCCACCACAGCCUCGAGCGGGAGCGGAUCUUGCCCCAAUGCCGUUGAUUCGAGCUCUAGGCAAUUGCGCGAGCUGGGUGAAAAAUGGCUUCUGUACAAAUACAUUCUACACACUCGACCAGAGGAAGCAGUAUUGUGGAAAAUCGUGCAACCUCUGUUAAAUGGCGAACUCGAGACCACCACACGCGGCAGAAUCUCUGUAGAUAGCACGACUCAUUCUCCUUCGUCAUUUGAAGCAGACUUGACCAAUCUGUUCCAUAUUGAUAAAUCUAUUCGAUAA